GUCGUUACGUUACGUUUAGGCGUCACCAGUUACGCCCUGACGUCAUCGAUUCGGUUCUUCCGCUGCCGGUAGAGUGAACGUGAAGUGAAGCCGAAGAAAAAAGCAGAAGAGUCUUUUUAUGACGGAGAGAGACACCGGAGAACACCCGACACCCGAGCCCGACAACUGUGAGAGUCUAUCCGCUGCAGGUGUUCAACAGUACCAGGACUGCUUCUGACGGUAUGUCAACCCCCAAAGCUUCACGUCAACCACUCAGGCAUACAAGACCACCUCGAGCCUGCAGGAGGACACCUGUCCAGGCAGAUUACGGUGGCACGAAGAAGGAUGAUGAUGAUGAAGAGACAGAGGAUAGUGACAGUUUUGUGGCCAAACCUAGUCGACGCAUUUCUUCCAAACCCGUCAGCUUGUCAGAGGACUCGGGCAGCACGUCGGAGGACUCGGGCAGCACGUCGGAGGACUCGGACAGCACGUCGGAGGACUCGGGCAGCACGGACAAUUCCUCAGAUGUGUUGGAUGUCCCAGAAGAGUCCCAGAAAAUGUGUCGGACCAGCAGACUGCUGAUCACUAAAGAACGUAAUAAAACCACAAAGGCCAAAUUUGCAUUCGUGAGCAGUGAUGAAGACGACACCAUGGAUUCAACAAGCAGCUCAGCAGAGUCGCAGGGUGUGAUGGGUGUGAUGGGGGAGCUGGUCUGGGGUAAGGUGGAGGGCUUCUCUCUCUGGCCGGCUGUCAUCGUGCCGUGCAGGGAAGACGAUCAGCUCUCAGGGCAGAGGAUGGUGCAGUGGUUCGGACAGAGAAUGUCCUCUAAGGUCAGCCUGAAGACUCUGAAACCAUUCGCUGCCUUCGCUCAGCACUUCUCUCCGAACUCCUUCGCCAUCCUUGUCACCUACAGAGAAGCCAUCUUCCUGUCCCUGCAGGAGGCAGCUCUACGCUGUCAGAAACAUUCUCUGCGUGUCUCGAGGACAGAGACGAUCUGCUGAAACAGCUGUUGGACUGGGCGCUCGGAGGAUUUCAACCCACGGGGCCGGAAAGACUCAAACCAACGGCAGCCCUGAAUGGUGUUUCGAGACCAAAGUGAAGAAGAAACUCUUUAUGAACGACAACUCCUCUCAGCACUCCCUCAGCCCCUCCACCCAGAUGAACAUCAGCGCCUACAAGCUGAAAGACGUGGCUGUCUGCUU
Molecule: messenger RNA, 1181 nt
Organism: Larimichthys crocea (large yellow croaker)
Lineage: Eukaryota; Metazoa; Chordata; Actinopteri; Sciaenidae
Product: DNA (cytosine-5)-methyltransferase 3B
Exons: 8
Coding region: 222-980 (252 amino acids)
Source: RefSeq, a predicted model, not a curated record